AUGGGCUUUCUACAAGAUAUCUCACGGAGGCUGCCAACCUCGAAAGCGAAUUUGGACAAGUUUGACGACGAUCUAUCACAUCGCACCGACAAAACAUCGCCGCGGUUAUCCUUCUUCCGCCGCCGGAUACGACUGAAGGGGAGCUCUUCUGUGUCGAUACCCCUAGGCCUGGUGCUUCUGUUCCCAUGUCUUGUUAUAAUCAUAAUCAUAAUUCUCUUCGUGAGGUCGCCAGACUCACAGGGCAUCAUGAAUAUGCCUGCGGGCACUCCUCCGUCGAUAAGAAAGAUUAGCGAAAAGUACGAUAAGCCAUUCGCAGUAGGCUGUCUCGAGCCACAGGUCAACGGACCCCGAGCGAACGCCGCAUUCGUUGUGCUGGCGAGAAAUAAGGAGCUAGAGGGCGUCAUACAGUCGAUUAAGUCAAUUGAGAGGCAUUUCAACCACUGGUUCCACUAUCCCUACGUCUUUCUCAACGACGGAGACUUCAACGAGACGUUCAGGGAAACAGUUUUGAAGCAUGUCAGCGCUCCGGUCGAAUGGGGCAAGAUACCACCCGAGCACUGGGGGUUUCCGGACUGGGUCGAUCCCGCGGUUGCAAAGGAGGGAAUCGCAAAACAGGGCGAUCGCGCCAUCAUGUACGGCGGCAUGGAGAGCUACCAUCACAUGUGCCGCUUCUACUCGGGCAAAUUCUAUCAACACGAGCUACUGGCCAAGUACGAGUGGUACUGGCGCCUGGAGCCGGAGAUCAAGUACUUCUGCGACAUUACGUACGACCCUUUUAUUCACAUGAUACGGAACAAGAAGACGUAUGGCUUCACCAUUGCCGUCAAGGAACUAAGGGAAACGGUCCCCAACAUCUGGCGAUAUGCAUCUGCGUAUAAGCGAAACAACAACUUGACAUCGAAGGGUAUGUGGGAGAUGUUUGUAGAGAAGCCAAAAGAGGAGGAAGAGAAAGAUAAGAACAAAGACGCAAAGUCGAAAAAGCCAUUCUUUCCACAGGAUAUCAUGGAUGCGGAAUUCGGCUCAGAGGCUCUUCCCGAGAUCCACCCUGAGAACAUGGAAGGCGAAUCGUACAACAUGUGCCAUUUCUGGAGCAAUUUCGAAAUCGCCAACCUCAACUGGUUCCGGAGCAAGGAGUACAACGACUUCUUUGAAAUGAUGGAUCGCAGUGGUGGCUUCUGGAUGGAGAGAUGGGGAGACGCGCCCAUUCACUCGCUAGCUGCUGGAGCACUACUGGGUCCUGAAGACAUUCACUACUUCCGCGAUUUCGGUUACCGACACACUACAAUUCAGCAUUGUCCCGCCAAUGCCCCCGCGAGGCAGCUCGUCAGAGAGCCAUACUUUGACAAGAUGACAACAGAUGAGAAAGAACGAGCGGAAGAGGCCAAGUACUGGGCUACGCCGGACCCGGUCAAGGAGAAUGGUGUCGGAUGCCGAUGCAAAUGCGAUACCGAUAUUGUCGAUGUAGAAGGCAAGGAAGGAUCCUGCCUAACAGAGUGGGUGGAGGUUGCUGGUGGCUGGGCAUCUCCCGGCCCACAAUGAUUACGAUCACUUCGUCUUGCACGGUUCCCUACCAGCUUCGGGCUAGCAUUCUGUCGGAGCAUAGCAUUUAAUCCUGUUUCCAGUAAGGCGUCAGGUGUUGGCAUUGCAUGUGAGUUGGGUCGUUUUCUAGUAGAUCUCGGGAGGAUAGGAUCACGAGGGGCACCAGGGCGUUGGGGAUGCAUCUCACCUACUGCAUCUUGGGGGAUACCUCAUACAUCUACGAAUACGAAUGCACAAUUUCCAAGCGUCA
Messenger RNA from Pyrenophora tritici-repentis Pt-1C-BFP, 1789 nucleotides. RefSeq names its product KTR1, Mannosyltransferase. Gene Ontology annotation, cellular component: membrane; Golgi apparatus. Lineage: Eukaryota; Fungi; Ascomycota; Dothideomycetes; Pleosporales; Pleosporaceae. Gene Ontology annotation, molecular function: alpha-1,2-mannosyltransferase activity. The record is from RefSeq and is a predicted model, not a curated record. Gene Ontology annotation, biological process: cell wall mannoprotein biosynthetic process; protein N-linked glycosylation.